AUGGCGACAGCCGCAGUUACUCCCGACUCUUUUCUAUAUCUGCAGUUCACUGACAGCUGUCCGGGCCGCUGUUGAUGCGAGAAAAAAGCUGCAUGUCUGGGAUGGAAAACAAAUAAAGAGGAAAUAGCUGCAGGAUGAAAACAUGGCCGCACCCCUUAUGGCACCCCCAGGACCUGACAGCUUCAAGAAAUUCACCCCAGAGUCGCUUGAGAACAUCGAGAAGCGCAUCAAUGAUGAGAAAAACAAGAAGCCGCCCAAGCCCAGAUCAGACAGUAGUCACCGUGACACAUCUGACGAAAAUGAGCCCAAGCCAAACAGUGACCUGGAGGCUGGGAAGAGCGUGCCGUUCAUCUACGGUGAUCUUCCUAAUGGAAUGUCGGCCACGCCGCUGGAGGAUUUGGACCCCUACUACUUGAACAAGAAAACAUUUAUAGUCAUAAACAAAGGGAAAACAAUCUUCCGCUUCAGUGCCACGCCCUCCUUGUACAUCUUAAGCCCUUUUAAUCUACUUAGGCGAAUAGCUAUUAAGAUUUUGAUACAUUCGUUAUUCAGCAUGAUCAUCAUGUGUACGAUUUUGACCAACUGUAUAUUCAUGACAUUUAGUGACCCUCCGGAGUGGUCAAAACAAGUAGAGUAUACCUUCACAGGUAUCUAUACGUUUGAGUCACUCACAAAAAUUGUUGCCCGAGGCUUCUGUAUAGAUGGGUUCACCUUUCUCAGAGACCCAUGGAACUGGCUGGAUUUCAUGGUCAUCUCAAUGGCAUAUGUAACAGAGUUUGUGGACCUUGGGAAUGUCUCGGCGCUGAGAACGUUCAGGGUUCUCCGAGCAUUGAAAACAAUUUCUGUCAUUCCAGGCCUGAAGACCAUUGUGGGCGCUCUGAUCCAGUCUGUGAAGAAGCUGUCAGAUGUGAUGAUCCUGACCGUCUUCUGUCUCAGCGUCUUCGCUCUGAUUGGACUGCAGCUCUUCAUGGGGAACCUGCGGAACAAAUGUGUGUACUGGCCAAUCAACAUGACUGAGCAGUACCUGCCAAACGGCAGCAGGGGCUUUGACUGGAACGUAUACAUCAUGAACAAAAGUAAUUUCUACUUCCUCCACAAUCAGUUGGAUGCUCUAUUAUGUGGGAAUAGUACUGACUCAGGAGAUUGUCCAGAGGGAUAUACUUGUAUGAAAGCCGGAGUGAACCCCAACUACGGUUACACCAGCUUUGACAGCUUUGGAUGGGCUUUCCUCACACUAUUUCGACUCAUGACCCAGGACUUCUGGGAAAAUCUCUACAUGCUGACUCUGCGAGCAGCAGGGAAGACUUACAUGAUCUUCUUUGUGCUGGUCAUCUUCGUGGGCUCCUUCUACCUGGUGAAUCUCAUCUUGGCUGUGGUGGCCAUGGCUUAUGAGGAGCAGAACCAGGCCACUAUUGAGGAGGCAGAGCAGAAAGAGGCUGAAUUCAAGGCAAUGCUUGAGCAGCUGAAGAGGCAGCAGGAGGAAACACAGGCGGCUGCCAUGGCGACAUCUGCAGGCACUGUGUCUGAGGCUGCGUUAGAGGAUGAAGGAGGGGGGCCCUUGUCCCGCAGCUCCUCUGAGGUUUCCAAGCUGAGCUCCAAGAGUGCCAAGGAACGUCGCAAUCGCAAAAAGAAAUGGCGUCAGAAAGAGCAAGAGAAAGAGAAGGGAGACAGUGAAAAGGUUGUUAAGUCUGAGUCAGAUGAUGGGAGCAAGAAAAGCACCAUUCGUUUCCCCGGAAGCCGGCUGGGGAGGAAGACAUCCAUCAUGAACCAGUCACUACUGAGCAUCCCAGGGUCGCCCUUCAUGUCCCGCCACAACAGCCGCAGCAGCAUCUUCAGCUUCAAAGGCCGUUCCAAGGACAUGGGCUCAGAGAACGAGUUUGCAGAUGAUGAGCAUAGUACUGUUGAGGAGAGCGAAGACCGUCGGGGCUCCCUGUUUAUCCCUUACCGCCGCAACAGCUAUAGUGGUUACAGCCAAGGCUCAUCACGCAUCCACCCACUGGCACCCCACUCUGGAGGGAAGAGGAACAGCACAGUGGACUGCAAUGGCGUGGUGUCUCUCAUAGGACCUGGGCCCGGCAGACGGCUUCUGCCUGAGGUGAAAAUAGAUAAGGCAGCCACUGAUGACAGUACUACAGACGUGGAGAUUAAGAAGAAGCAAUCUGGCUCUCUCAUGGUCUCUGUGGAUCAGCUCAACUCCUCGUUCAAAGGAAAGGACCGGGCCAACAGUCAGAUGAGUGUCGUCACCAACACACUGUUAGAGGAGUUGGAGGAGUCUCAGAGGAAGUGUCCUCCCUGUUGGUACAAGUUCGCCAACAUCUUCCUCAUCUGGGAGUGCUUUCCCAUGUGGCUGAAGAUCAAACACAUUGUCUACUUGAUUGUCAUGGACCCAUUUGUUGACUUGGCCAUCACCAUCUGCAUUGUCCUCAAUACCCUCUUUAUGGCCAUGGAGCACUACCCCAUGACUGAAGAAUUUGAGGGGGUUCUGUCCGUUGGUAACCUGGUUUUCACAGGCAUCUUUGCUGGGGAGAUGUUUGCCAAGCUGAUUGCCAUGGAUCCCUACUACUACUUUCAGGAAGGCUGGAACUGCUUUGAUGGCUUCAUCGUGACUCUGAGUUUAGUGGAGCUGGGACUGGCGGAUGUGGAAGGUCUGUCAGUGCUCAGGUCCUUCCGAUUGUUAAGAGUGUUCAAAUUGGCCAAAUCGUGGCCCACCCUCAACAUGCUGAUCAAGAUCAUCGGUAACUCGGUGGGAGCUCUGGGUAAUCUGACCCUGGUGCUAGCCAUCAUCGUCUUCAUCUUCGCCGUGGUGGGCAUGCAGCUCUUUGGCAAAAGCUACAAGGACUGUGUGUGUAAGAUCGCAGAGGAAUGCGUGCUGCCUCGCUGGCACAUGAACGACUUCUUCCACUCCUUCCUGAUUGUGUUCAGAGUGUUGUGUGGGGAGUGGAUUGAGACCAUGUGGGACUGUAUGGAGGUGGCGGGACAGACCAUGUGUCUCACUGUCUUCAUGAUGGUCAUGGUCAUCGGAAACCUGGUGGUACUGAAUCUGUUCCUGGCCUUGCUACUGAGCUCAUUCAGUGCCGACAACCUUGCCGCCACAGAUGAUGAUGGGGAGCCCAACAACCUCCAGCUGGCAGUCGCCCGCAUUAAGAUAGGGAUUGCCUGGUUCAAGGCCAACAUGCGAGUCUUUGUGGCCACAGUUCUUAAGAAGCCUAUAGAGGACGAACAGAAGCCUCUGGAUGAUAUGUAUGAAAAGAAGCUCAACUGCAUCGCAAACCACACGGUGGACAUCAACCGUGAACUGGACUAUGCCAAAAACGGCAAUGGCACCACCAGUGGCAUUGGAAGCAGUGUGGGGAAGUAUAUGAUUGAUGAGGACUACAUGUCCUUCAUCCAUAACCCCAACCUUACUGUUUGUGUUCCCAUUGCGGUCGGGGAGUCGGACUUUGAAAAUUUGAAUACAGAAGACUUCAGCAGUGAAUCAGACGUGGAGAACAGCAAAGAUCUGGAUGACACCAGUUCGUCUGAGGGCAGCACAAUAGACAUCAAGCCUGAUGUGGAGGAGGUGGCGGUCGUGGAGGUGGUAGAGGAGUACCUUGACCCAGAUGCCUGCUGGACAGAUGAAUGUGUGGCCAAAUACAAGUGCUGUGAUGUUCCCAUCACUCACGGCUGGGGGAAACACUGGUGGUUCCUGAGAAAGACCUGCUACCUGAUCGUAGAACACAACUGGUUUGAAACCCUCAUCAUCUUCAUGAUCCUGCUCAGCAGUGGCGCAUUGGCCUUCGAGGAUGUGUACAUUGAACAGAGGAAGACAGUCAAAAUCAUUCUGGAGUACGCUGAUCGUGUUUUCACCUACAUCUUCAUUCUGGAGAUGUUGCUCAAAUGGGUGGCCUACGGCUUUGUCAAGUACUUCACUAAUGCCUGGUGUUGGUUGGACUUCUUCAUUGUGGAUGUGUCUAUAGUCAGCCUUAUAGCUAAUGCAUUGGGCUACUCCGAUCUAGGUCCGAUUAAAUCACUCAGGACACUGAGGGCCUUGAGACCCCUCAGGGCCCUGUCACGUUUUGAAGGGAUGAGGGUGGUGGUGAACGCCCUGGUGGGUGCGAUCCCCUCCAUCAUGAACGUUCUGCUGGUGUGUCUCAUCUUCUGGCUCAUCUUCAGCAUUAUGGGCGUCAACCUGUUCGCUGGGAAGUAUUACUACUGUUUCAAUGACACGGCUGAGGAUUACUUCCACCCCGAUGACGUCAACAACAAAUCUGACUGUUUUGCCCUCAUUAAUGCAAACUUCUCAGAAGUCAGAUGGAGAAACGUCAAGAUCAAUUUUGACAAUGUGGGUGCUGGAUACCUUGCGCUCCUGCAAGUGGCAACAUUCAAAGGCUGGAUGGACAUUAUGUAUGCAGCAAUAGAUUCUAGAAAGGUGGGGGACCAGCCCCGUUAUGAGGACAACUUAUACAUGUACAUCUACUUUGUCAUCUUCAUCAUCUUUGGCUCGUUCUUCACACUGAACCUCUUCAUUGGUGUCAUCAUUGACAACUUCAACCAGCAAAAGAAAAAGUUUGGAGGUCAGGAUAUCUUCAUGACAGAAGAGCAGAAGAAAUACUACAAUGCCAUGAAGAAACUAGGGUCAAAGAAACCACAAAAACCGAUACCCAGGCCUCAGAACAAUAUCCAGGGCAUGGUGUUUGACUUUGUGACGCAGCAGGUGUUUGACAUCUCCAUCAUGGUCCUCAUCUGCCUCAACAUGGUCACCAUGAUGGUGGAGACGGACGAUCAGUCCAAGGACACUGAGGAAGUGCUCUACUGGGUCAACUUCAUCUUCAUUGUGGUAUUCACGGCCGAGUUUGUACUCAAGCUCUUUGCACUGCGUCACUACUACUUCACCAAUGGCUGGAACAUCUUUGACGUGGUUGUGGUCAUCCUUUCAAUUGUGGGAAUGUUUUUGGCCGACCUGAUUGAGAAGUACUUUGUGUCGCCGACGCUCUUCAGGGUGAUUCGUCUGGCUCGUAUUGGCAGGAUCCUGCGUCUCAUCAAGGGCGCCAAAGGAAUCAGAACUCUUCUGUUCGCCCUCAUGAUGUCGCUCCCUGCCUUGUUCAACAUCGGCCUGCUACUUUUCCUGGUUAUGUUCAUCUUCUCCAUCUUCGGCAUGUCCAACUUUGGCUAUGUGAAGCACGGGGCUGGAAUCGAUGACAUGUACAACUUUGAGACGUUCGGCAACAGCAUGAUCAUCCUGUUUAUGAUCACCACGUCAGCUGGCUGGGACGGCCUGCUGCUGCCCAUUCUGAACUACCCUCCAGACUGUAACCCUAAAUUAGAGAAUCCUGGUACGCCCGCUACAGGAGACUGUGGGAACCCUUCUGUGGGCAUCUUCUUCUUUGUUAUGUACAUUAUCAUUUCUUUCCUAAUUGUAGUCAACAUGUACAUCGCCAUCAUCCUGGAGAACUUCAGUGUAGCCACAGAGGAGAGUGCCGACCCACUCAGUGAGGACGACUUUGAGACCUUUUAUGAGAUUUGGGAGAAGUUCGACCCCGAUGCCUCUCAGUUCAUCACCUAUGCCAAGCUUUCUGACUUUGCCGAUGCACUUGAACACCCGCUCCGAGUCCCUAAGCCCAACACCAUUGAACUGAUCGCCAUGGACAUGCCGAUGGUGAGCGGCGACCGCAUCCACUGCCUGGACAUCCUAUUCGCCUUCACCAAGCGUGUGCUGGGUGACAGUGGUGAGCUGGACAUGUUACGACAGCAAAUGGAGGAGCGUUUUGUGGCAGCCAAUCCCUCCAAGGUCUCUUACGAGCCCAUCACCACCACUCUGAGGCGCAAGCAGGAGGACGUGUCCGCCAGAAUCAUUCAAAGGGCCUACCGCUCCUACCUGGCCAGGCGGGGCUUUGUCUGCAAGCGCAAACCAGCCAAUAACAAAGUAGAGAAUGGCGGGAAGAAUCAGGAACAGGAAAAAAAGGAGAGCACACCCUCAACUGCCUCCCUGCCCUCUUAUGACAGUGUAACCAAACCUGACAAGGAAAAACAGGAUGACGACAACAACGAGGGCAAGGGAGGGAGGAAAGAGAAAGGAAGAAACCAAAAAGACAUCAGGGAAUCUAAAUGUUAAGAGCGUCGGAUAAAUAAUCACAGUAAUGACAAUAAAAAUUAUAAUAAUUUAACAUCAAGCAGAGGAAACUCACCUACACAGAUGUACAGAUUAUUUCAUUUGCAAGUCAGAAAAAAAAUAAUAUUCAGUAAUUUUGUUUACAGACUUCAUUCUUAUAUCAAUGCAGAGGGAAGCCGCUUGGUCAGUUCCAGCUUGGAGACUCUUGAACUUCAGUCAAAACCAAACAUAAUCAGCAUACUGUGUGACAUUGUUGUAUCUACACUACUGAUCUUAACAAAAAGGGAAUGGAAAAACAGACACGGAACACGUCUGUUGCUCACUUACCACAGGUCUACAGAUAAGACAAAGUAACUCUACACCAGGAGGUUUAGAGCAGGAUGGAAAAAAAAACACUAAAGGAGUCCGACGCCUGGAUGCAAGUCAUGGAAUCCUCUGGAAGACGGUGUCGUAAAGGAAAAAACAAGGAGGCUGCUCGAUUCCGAAGGAUUGUUCUCUUAAAGCAGCCAAUGGUUCUGUGUCAUUAAGAAUGAAUUGAAUUGUAAUAGAGGAGGAAAUGACACAAUCUCUCUAUAAGAGCAAACAGAGGGAUGACUGGUGAGUGAAAGACACAAAUGACAGAGAGCGUUUGGACGUACUUCUUUUCUUUUAUUAAAGCUAGAUAUUGUUAAUUUGAGCAACAAAAAUGCAAACAAGAUAAAAAAAAAGAACAAUAUUCAACAUUUUGCCCAUGUCACUUACCUCUUCUACUCAUUUUAUCUUUGUUAUACCCACAUAAAACAAAAAAACAAAAAAACAAAACGCUUUUUUUUACAUGGGCUUUCACACCAAUUGGUUAAGGGUCUGUUUAUUAUGGGGUCAACUCGGGCCAAGGGCUUACAUUUACUCCGAAAGAUUUCCAAACAAAUACAUAAAUAAUUGUGCUUGUUCAAUGCAUAGAAAUGACUUGCAUGAUGGCAUGUUUUGAUCAGAAAUCUUGCAUGAAUUAUCAUAGUCCACAAGACACUAAUACUCAGACCACAGCGGUGGCUCGACUGUACGAUCGAGACAUUGUCAAAAUUUGAAAGUUCAGAGAAGUUAAGAGUAAUUUGUUUAACAAAGAUAUAAGUGAUAUGGGGGUUGAUAUAAUCUAAAAAGGUUCCGACGUUUUAUCUCAUUACGCAAUACAUUUCAGAUGACUAUGUUAAACCGUUGCCUCUAUAGACAGAAGAAUGGUUAUACAACACCACCACGGUGGAUCGGUGGGUGAAAUCCAAACGAUUACUUGCUGCUCUGGAGAUUUCGAGUGUGUACGAUGUAGAAGUGGAUGCUUGUUAACGUGGGAUUUGAAAUGUUCGUUCAUCUGGACUGAAACGUUUUCAAGGGCGCAACACUUUGCAAUUUAAAGCUUAUAUUUAUCAUUUGUACGCACCUAUGUAAUGUUCCAUACCAUCUGCCUUUAGUUGUGCGUGAGCUGGCAUUUUGGGGGGUCCUACUGUUGGUUAGAAGUGGUUUUUGGGGGAUUUCACAGGUUUGGCAAACUCCGUCAUAUUUCUGAUGUUUCUCUAUGGUUGAGAAGAGUUCUGAUUAUUGUUCAGUUUACAUUAUUUGAUGCCAUGUUUUUAAAUGUGUGUUCAUUUAUUUAUUUAUUUUGCCUGAUGUAAAUUUCAUGUUAUGGUAAAGUUAUAUUUUCAGAUUUCUAAACCACAUGUUGAUGGCAAGGGAAACGGUCUCGGGCUGGAACACGUUUGUUGGGUGUUAGCUGUGUCCUAUUUAAACCAGAAGCAGAAAAUGAUGAAUGGGUGAUGAUAACAUUGUGUGUGGAGAAGCCAAAGAGAUCUGCCUUGUUAUCCCUUGUUGCCCUUUUGUCAAUGGAGUGGGAUUGGGUGAAGUCUGCCCUGCCCAUUUUGUUUUUUUUCGCUGUCAUUAUUAGACAGAGAGACCCUAGAAAUGUAUGCAAUGCUUGAAAAAUUCAUCUGUUUUCUCAGGAGAUAAUAUAGAUGUACUAUUGUGAGCUCUGCAAACAAAAUGCAAGUGAAUGUGAUGGGAGUAUUAAUGAAAUCAUGUUUUACUCUUUUUGUGUUUCAUGCCAUGUCGAUGGACAAUGAUCUGGGCGGGGCCGCCCUGUUGUGGCAGCCGCCCGGUCAGGGGCCACUUCAGAGCUUCCUGCUUAUGAUGCCUAGAAUUAUAGGGCUAGGUGCAUCUCAGUGAAACAGCAACAUUUUGCUCGCUUGUAAUGGCGGUUUUUCUGUUGCUAGUGGAUUACAUUUGUGGUUAAGUCACUAAUGGAAUGUAGUCUGGUCUCAAUUAACGUCAGUAAACAAAAUAAUAACAAUAAUAACAAUUGUCCACCCCGAUAGCAAUCACAGAUACAGGAAACACUGUGAGGAGAUGUCAUGAGAGGGAAUUGGGAUAUGUUGGUUUGAGCGAAACACAGAAGUGGUGACACUCAGUGGAUCGGCCCCAUGUUUUAGUAUUCAACAACAACAAAGUGCUCUGAGCCUCUCAUUCGUCACUUUUCUCCACAUCGCUCUAUUGCAUAACAAAUACCAAAUACCCAUCAGAGCACUGGAUGCUUUCCUAUGGUACUGUGAGCCUAAGCACCACACCAGAGCUUUUGCACUUCCUGUUGUGCAGUGAUGUCACUUCCUGUUUAUGAAUAACUUCCCUCAUCCGUUUCUCGAGUCCUACACGGUCCAGCUGCUGCAUGAGAUCUCCAAAAUCAGUGUGGUUGUUAACUUGAAUCAAAUAAAACUCUGAAUGAUAAAAGCAUAAAAGCUACUGCCGUCCAUUUUCUCCGAGAUUACCAUGGAUAUCCAGAAUGACGCCUAAAAAAAAUAGACAAACAUUCAUACAUUUGGGGGAAAAAAAAUAAGUACACUUGUUGUAUGCGGCACAAACUGCAAAAGCUAAGAA
Molecule: messenger RNA, 8983 nt
Organism: Paralichthys olivaceus (Japanese flounder)
Lineage: Eukaryota; Metazoa; Chordata; Actinopteri; Pleuronectiformes; Paralichthyidae
Gene: scn8ab
Product: sodium channel, voltage gated, type VIII, alpha subunit b
Biological process (GO): sodium ion transmembrane transport; neuronal action potential; membrane depolarization during action potential
Cellular component (GO): plasma membrane; axon; voltage-gated sodium channel complex
Molecular function (GO): protein binding; voltage-gated sodium channel activity; calcium ion binding
Source: RefSeq, a predicted model, not a curated record